Messenger RNA from Emiliania huxleyi CCMP1516, 1387 nucleotides. RefSeq lists its product as hypothetical. NCBI's taxonomy places the organism in Eukaryota, Haptophyta, Isochrysidales, Noelaerhabdaceae. The annotation marks the transcript as partial. Gene Ontology annotation, molecular function: protein binding. The transcript has 2 exons. The record is from RefSeq and is a predicted model, not a curated record.
CGGCGCCACCGCACUGACGUACGCUGCCACUAAAGGCCACGAGCGUAUGGUCGAUUUGCUGCAUCAGCGCGGCGCGGAGGUCAACUUGCAGGACAACAUCGGCGUCACCGCGCUGAUGCUCGCCGCCCAGGAGGGCCACGAGCGGGUGGUCCAGCUGCUGCUGCGGCGCGGCGCGGAUGCCAACCUGCAGGACGGCAAGAGCACCACCGCGCUGAUGGGCGCCGUCAUCAAAGGCCACGAGCGGGUGGUCGAGCUGCUGCUUCGGCAUGGCGCGGAGGUCAACGUGCAAGAAAGCAACCGCAUCACCGCGCUGAUGGGCGCCGCCGCCACCGGCCACCUCCCCAUCGUGCUCCGCUUGCUGCAGGCUGGCGCAGAUACGAAGGCUCGCGGUGCGAACGGCAUGUCCGCGCUGCAAAUCGCCAAGGAGGAGGCACUGCCGACGCCGCCGGCGCUCCUGCAAAGGACCACGCCGGGUGCGUGCGCGCUCUCACAGAGCAUGCAGCGGCUGAGAGAGAGGCCGAGGCGGCAGAGAAGGCGGCGGAGAAGGCGCUCGAGGCCAAGGGGCGGCGCGAGCAGCGCGAGCGGGAGGCGGCGGCGGCGGCGCGAGAGCGCGAGCAGGCGGCACGACAGCGCGAAGCGGAGCGGGCGGCGGACGGGGCGCGGCGGGCGGCGGCUGCGGCGGCGCUCGAGGAGCAGAGGCGAGCCAUUGCGGCAGAGGCGGAGGCGAAGCUGGCCGCUGAGCGAGCGGCAGCAGAGGAGACGCUGCAGGCGAGGGAGGCGGAGAGGCGAGCAGCAGAGGAGGCGCAGCUUGCGGAGCAGCGGGCGGCGGCGGUUGCGCGCAACGCGGCUCAGGCAGAGGCGGAGCGGCGCGAGAAGGAGGCUGCAGACAGGAGGGCGGAGGAGGAGAAGGCGAAGCAGCGCGCAAAGGCAGCCGAGAAGAAAGCGGUUAGGAAGGAGGGCAAGGCGAAGAACAAGGAGGCCAAGAAGGCGCCGCCUGCCUUCAAGCUAGAGGAGGAGCGGAGAGCGAAGGUUGCAGCAGAGGUUCGCGCACAGGAGGAGAGGGCGGCGCGGCUGGCUGCUGAGCAGGAGGCGGCGAGGCGAGCGGAGCGCGAGGCGGCAGAGCGAGCGGGCGCGGCGGAGCGGGCAGCGCUGCGAGAAGCUACGGAGCUAGCAGAGGCGCUGCGCCGGUCAGAGGUGGAUGCGGAGGAGGCGGCGCUGGCGCGUCGGGUGUCGCGGUGCGAGGAGGCGGUGAGCAGCGAGUCGACCGGCGGCGGCGGGGACUUGCAGCGGCGUGUCGAUCGGCUGGAGGCGAGCCUCGGCGCGGCGACCGAGGGCAGCCUCGAGGAGCGGGUCGGCGCCAUCGAGCGCUUGAUCGGGCCAGAGGCGG